Molecule: messenger RNA, 4980 nt
Organism: Heterocephalus glaber (naked mole-rat)
Lineage: Eukaryota; Metazoa; Chordata; Mammalia; Rodentia; Bathyergidae
Source: RefSeq, a predicted model, not a curated record
GGUGCGGAGCGGCGUGUGCCCAGCGGCCCCCACAGGGAGGCGAGAGCAGCGGCCGCGACCUCGGGGCCUGCGAGCUGGAGGGCCCCGCCAUGGCCAAGUCCGGCGGCUGCGGCGCGGGAGCCGGCAAUGGGGCGCUGACCUGGGUGACUCUUUUUGAUCAGAACAAUGCUGCAAAAAAAGAAGAGUUAGAAGCUGCAAACAAAAAUGAUUCUUCAAAGAAGUUGUCUGUUGAGAGAGUGUAUCAGAAGAAGACACAACUUGAACACAUUCUGCUUCGUCCUGAUACAUAUAUUGGAUCAGUGGAGCCCCUAACACAGUUGAUGUGGGUAUAUGAUGAAGAUGUAGGAAUGAAUUGCAGAGAGGUUACUUUUGUUCCAGGUUUAUACAAGAUCUUUGAUGAAAUUUUGGUUAACGCUGCUGACAAUAAGCAGAGGGAUAAGAAUAUGACCUGUAUUAAGAUUUCUAUUGAUCCUGAAUCUAAUAUUAUAAGCAUUUGGAAUAAUGGAAAAGGCAUUCCAGUAGUAGAACACAAAGUAGAGAAAGUUUAUGUUCCAGCUUUAAUAUUUGGACAGCUUUUAACAUCCAGUAACUAUGAUGAUGAUGAAAAAAAAGUUACAGGUGGCCGCAAUGGUUAUGGUGCAAAACUUUGUAAUAUUUUCAGUACAAAGUUUACAGUAGAAACAGCUUGCAAAGAAUACAAACAUAGUUUUAAACAGACAUGGAUGAAUAAUAUGAUGAAGACUUCUGAAGCCAAAAUUAAACAUUUUGAUGGUGAAGAUUACACAUGCAUAACAUUCCAACCAGAUCUGUCUAAAUUUAAGAUGGAAAAACUUGACAAGGAUAUUGUGGCCCUCAUGACCAGAAGAGCAUAUGAUUUGGCUGGUUCAUGUAAAGGGGUUAAAGUUAUGUUUAAUGGAAAGAAAUUGCCAGUAAAUGGAUUUCGCAGUUAUGUAGAUCUUUAUGUGAAAGACAAAUUGGAUGAAACUGGGGUAGCCCUGAAAGUUAUUCAUGAACUUGCAAAUGAAAGAUGGGAUGUUUGUCUUACAUUGAGUGAAAAAGGAUUCCAGCAAAUCAGCUUUGUAAAUAGUAUUGCAACUACAAAAGGUGGACGACAUGUGGAUUAUGUAGUAGAUCAAGUUGUUGGUAAACUGAUUGAAGUAGUUAAGAAAAAGAACAAAGCUGGUGUAUCAGUGAAACCAUUUCAAGUAAAAAACCAUAUAUGGGUUUUUAUUAAUUGUCUUAUUGAAAAUCCAACUUUUGAUUCUCAGACUAAGGAAAACAUGACUCUGCAGCCCAAAAGUUUUGGGUCCAAAUGCCAACUAUCAGAAAAAUUUUUUAAAGCAGCCUCUAAUUGUGGCAUUGUAGAAAGUAUCCUGAACUGGGUGAAAUUUAAAGCUCAGACUCAGCUGAAUAAGAAAUGUUCAUCUGUAAAAUAUAGUAAAAUCAAAGGUAUUCCCAAACUGGAUGAUGCUAACGAUGCUGGUGGCAAACAUUCCCUGGAGUGUACCCUGAUAUUAACAGAAGGAGACUCUGCCAAAUCACUGGCAGUGUCUGGAUUAGGUGUAAUUGGGCGAGACAGAUAUGGAGUCUUUCCCCUAAGGGGUAAAAUUCUUAAUGUAAGAGAAGCUUCUCAUAAACAGAUCAUGGAAAAUGCAGAAAUAAACAAUAUUAUUAAAAUAGUUGGUCUACAGUACAAGAAAAGUUAUGAUGAUGCAGAGUCUCUAAAAACAUUACGUUAUGGGAAGAUUAUGAUUAUGACUGAUCAGGAUCAAGAUGGUUCUCACAUAAAAGGCCUGCUUAUUAAUUUCAUCCAUCACAAUUGGCCAUCACUUCUGAAACAUGGUUUUCUUGAAGAAUUUAUUACUCCCAUUGUAAAGGCAAGCAAAAAUAAGCAGGAACUUUCCUUCUACAGUAUUCCUGAAUUUGAUGAGUGGAAAAAACAUAUAGAAAACCAAAAAGCCUGGAAAAUAAAAUACUACAAAGACAAAGCAUUUGACUUAUAAUGAUUUCAUCAACAAGGAAUUGAUCCUGUUCUCAAACUCAGAUAAUGAAAGAUCUAUACCAUCUCUUGUUGAUGGCUUUAAACCAGGCCAACGUAAAGUUUUAUUUACCUGUUUCAAGAGGAAUGAUAAACGAGAAGUUAAAGUCGCCCAGUUGGCUGGAUCUGUUGCUGAAAUGUCUGCUUAUCAUCAUGGAGAACAAGCAUUGAUGAUGACUAUUGUGAAUUUGGCUCAGAAUUUUGUGGGAAGUAACAAUAUUAACUUGCUUCAGCCCAUUGGUCAAUUUGGAACUCGGCUUCAUGGUGGCAAAGAUGCUGCAAGCCCUCGUUAUAUUUUCACAAUGUUAAGCUCUCUAGCAAGACUACUUUUUCCUGCUGUGGAUGACAACCUGCUUAAGUUCCUUUAUGAUGAUAAUCAGCGUGUAGAGCCUGAGUGGUAUAUUCCCAUAAUUCCCAUGGUUUUAAUAAAUGGUGCUGAGGGCAUUGGUACUGGAUGGGCUUGUAAACUGCCCAACUAUGAUGCUAGGGAAACUUCCAAAUUACAAAAAUUUUAAAGGUACAAUCCAGGAACUUGGUCAAAACCAGUAUGCAGUCAGUGGUGAAAUAUUUGUGGUGGAUAGAAACACAGUGGAAAUUACAGAGCUUCCAGUUAGAACUUGGACACAGGUAUACAAGGAACAGGUUUUAGAACCUAUGCUAAAUGGAACAGAUAAAACACCAGCACUAAUUUCUGAUUAUAAAGAAUAUCAUACUGAUACAACUGUGAAAUUUGUGGUGAAAAUGACAGAAGAGAAACUAGCACAAGCAGAAGCUGCUGGAUUACAUAAAGUUUUUAAACUUCAAACUACUCUUACUUGUAAUUCCAUGGUACUUUUUGAUCAUAUGGGAUGUCUGAAGAAGUAUGAAACUGUGCAAGACAUUCUGAAAGAAUUCUUUGAUUUACGAUUAAGUUAUUAUGGUUUACGUAAGGAAUGGCUUGUAGGAAUGCUGGGAGCAGAAUCUACAAAACUUAACAAUCAAGCCCGUUUCAUUUUAGAGAAGAUACAAGGGAAAAUUACUAUAGAGAAUAGGUCAAAGAAAGAUUUGAUUCAAAUGUUAGUCCAGAGAGGUUAUGAAUCUGACCCAGUGAAAGCCUGGAAAGAAGCACAAGAAAAGGCAGCAGAAGAGGAAGAAACACAAAACCAACAUGAUGAUAGUUCCUCUGAUUCAGGAACUCCUUCAGGCCCUGAUUUUAAUUAUAUUUUAAAUAUGUCUCUGUGGUCUCUUACUAAAGAAAAAGUUGAAGAACUGAUUAAACAGAGAGAUGCAAAAGGCCGAGAGGUCAAUGAUCUUAAAAGAAAAUCACCUUCAGAUCUUUGGAAAGAAGAUUUAGCAGCAUUUGUUGAAGAACUGGAUAAAGUGGAAGCACAAGAACGAGAAGAUAUUCUGGCAGGAAUGUCUGGGAAAGCAAUAAAAGGUAAAGUUGGCAAACCUAAGGUGAAGAAACUUCAGUUGGAAGAGACAAUGCCUUCACCUUAUGGGAGAAGAGUAGUUCCUGAAAUUACUGCUAUGAAGGCAGAUGCCAGCAAAAAGUUGUUGAAGAAGAAGAAGGGUGAUCUUGAUACUACAGUAGUAAAAGUGGAAUUUGAUGAAGAAUUCAGUGGAACACCAGCAGAAGGUACAGGAGAAGAGGCAUUGGUCCCAUCAGCUCCUAUAAAUAAAGGUCCAAAGCCCAAAAGGGAAAAAAAGGAGCCUGGUACCAGGGUUAGAAAAACACCUACAGCAUCUGGUAAACCUAGUGCAAAAAAAGUGAAGAAACGGAAUCCUUGGUCGGAUGAUGAAUCCAAGUCAGAGAGUGACUUGGAAGAAACAGAACCUGUGGUUAUUCCAAGAGAUUCUUUGCUUAGGAGAGCAGCAGCUGAAAGACCUAAGUACACAUUUGAUUUCUCAGAAGAGGAAGAUGAUGAUGCCGAUGAUGAUGAUGAUGACAAUAAUGAUUUAGAGGAAUUGCAAGUUAAAGCAUCUCCCAUAAUAAAUGAUGGGGAAGAUGAAUUUAUUCCUUCAGAUGGCUUGGAUAAAGAUGAAUAUACAUUUUCUCCCAGCAAAUCUACUCCAGAAAAAUCUUUGCAUGACAAAAAAAAUCAGGAUUUUGGGAAUCUCUUUUCAUUUCCUUCAUACUCUCAGAAGUCAGAAGAUGAUUCAGCUAAAUUUGACAGUAAUGAAGAAGAUACUGCUUCUGUUUUUUCACCAUCAUUUGGUCUGAAGCAAACAGACAAAGUUCCAAGUAAAACAGUAGCCGCUAAAAAGGGAAAGCCACCUUUGGAUACAGCUUCUAAAUCCAAGAGAGCCCCCAAGCAGAAGAAAGUAGUGGAAACUAUAAACUCUGACUCAGAUUCAGAAUUUGGCGUUCCAAAGAAGACUGCAACACCAAAAGGUAAAGGCCGAGGGGCAAAGAAAAGGAAAGCAUCUAGCUCUGAAAAUGAAGGUGAUUAUAACCCUGGCAGGAAAUCAUCCAAAACAACAAGCAAGAAACCGAAGAAAACAUCUUUUGAUCAGGAUUCAGAUGUGGACAUCUUCCCCUCAGACUUCACUUCUGACCCACCUUCUCUGCCACGGACUGGUCGGGCUAGGAAAGAAGUAAAAUAUUUUGCAGAGUCUGAUGAAGAAGAUGUUGAUUUUGCAAUGUUUAAUUAAGUGCCCCAAGAGCACAAACAUUUUAACAAGUACCUUGUGUUGUCCUUUUGUCUUUUCUGUCUCAGACUUUUGUACAUCUGGCUUAUUUUAAUGUGAUGAUGUAAUUGAUGGUUUUUUAUUGUGGUAGGCCUUUUAACAUUUUGUUCUUACACAUAGUUUUAUGCUCUUUUUUACUCAUUGAAAUGUCAUGUACUGUCUAAUUGGCUAGUAGAAUUGUUAUAGAUUGCCAUGCACUAGCACAGAUUUUAAUUGUCAUGUUUGCAGACUACAGACCUGCUUUUUGAAAUGAAAUUUAAACAUUAAAAAUG